This is a messenger RNA of Kluyveromyces marxianus DMKU3-1042, 2205 nucleotides long. It is a transcript of the gene GCD6, whose product is annotated as translation initiation factor eIF2B catalytic subunit epsilon. Gene Ontology annotation, molecular function: guanyl-nucleotide exchange factor activity; translation initiation factor activity; translation initiation factor binding. Lineage: Eukaryota; Fungi; Ascomycota; Saccharomycetes; Saccharomycetales; Saccharomycetaceae. The coding region runs from base 1 to 2205 and encodes 734 amino acids. Gene Ontology annotation, cellular component: eukaryotic translation initiation factor 2B complex. The record is from RefSeq and is a predicted model, not a curated record. The transcript has a single exon. Gene Ontology annotation, biological process: biosynthetic process.
AUGAGUGGAAAGAAGACUAAAUCGGGCAAGGCAAACAGUAACAAGAAGCAAGAGUUGGUUCAAGAUGAAAGAUUGCAAGCAAUUGUCUUGACUGAUUCUUUUGAAACCAGGUUUAUGCCUCUUACUUCAGUGAGACCUAGAUGCUUAUUACCAUUGGCAAAUAUUCCUUUGAUUGAAUAUACAUUAGAAUUCCUUGCUAAAGCUGGUGUUAAUGAGGUUUAUCUUAUUUGCGCAUCGCAUGGUGACCAAAUCCAAGAAUACAUUGAUCAAUCUAAAUGGAGCUUGCCAUGGGCUCCAUUCAAAAUUAGUACUAUCAUGUCUUUAGAAUCUCGCUCUGUGGGUGAUGCAAUGAGAGACUUGGAUAACCGUGGGUUGAUCACCGGUGAUUUUGUACUUGUUAGUGGUGAUUUGGUUACAAACAUGGAUUUCGAAAAGGCAUUAGAUAUCCAUAAGCAAAGACGUAAAAAUGACAAAGACCACAUUGUCACAAUGUGUUUGAGCAAAGCUACACAGUUUCACAAGACCAGAUCUCAUGAACCUGCCACUUUUAUUUUCGAUAAGUCAAAUGACAGAUGCAUCUACUACCAAGACAUCCCCUUGGCAAGUUCUAAAGAAAAGACCACUAUUGAUAUUGAUCCAGAACUUUUGGAAGGUGUAGAUGAAUUUGUGCUACGUAACGAUUUGAUUGAUUGUCAUGUCGAUAUAUGCUCUCCCCAUGUCCCAGCAAUUUUCCAAGAGAACUUCGAUUACCAGUACUUGAGAAGAGACUUCGUUAAGGGUGUGCUCUCCAGUGACUUGUUAAAGAAACACAUAUAUGGUUAUAUCACAGACGAAUAUGCUACAAGAGCUGAAAGCUGGCAAACCUAUGACGCUAUUUCUCAGGAUUUUAUCGCAAGAUGGUGCUAUCCUUUGGUUUUGAAUUCCAACUUAUUGGAAGGCCAAACUUACUCUUACGAAAGCCAGCAUAUCUACAAAGAAAAAGAUGUGGUUUUGUCCCAAUCUUGCAAAAUAAAAAAGAACACUGCAAUCGGUUCUGGUUCCAAGAUUGGAGAAGGCACUGUUAUUGAAAAUAGUGUGAUCGGCAGGAACUGUAUGAUUGGUUCCAACAUUCAAAUAAAGAACAGUUACAUCUGGGACAACGUAACAAUCAAUGACAACUCUAAUAUCGUUCACUCUUUGGUUGCCUCAGGAGUAAAGGUAGGCUCUAAUGUUACUUUGAAUGAUGGUUGUAUAAUUGGGUUUGAUGUUAUUAUCGAUAAUGACGUUACCGUCCCUGUGGGCACCAAAAUUGCCGCAACAUCAGUACAGAGAGAUAGCAGCUUCUUUUUAGAUGCUGAUCAUAGUUUAGAUUCGUCUGAUAACGACGAAGAUGAAGAAGACAGCAACUCGUCCUCUUCUUCUGACCUAGGCAACAGGUCAACUCAGACAACCAGAGCCAAAAUCUCUAAGGAAAUAGUCGGUCCUAAUGGUAAGGGUGUUUUGUAUGAAAGUGAUGACGAUGAUGAGGAUGAAGACGGAUCUACGGAAAAGGGUGUUAGCAAUACAUUGACCUACAAGAACGACGAAAUAUACUUUUCGGAUACUUCUAUUUCUUCCACAACCCAAAAACAUAGAAAGAGAAGAACCAUGUCAAUGACAAGUGUUUACACAGAUUUCGAAGGAGAAGAUGACGAGGAAGAAGAUUUCGAAAAGGAAGCUAUUGCAACGGUGGAAAGAGCUAUAGAAAAUAACCAUGACUUGGAUACUUCCAUGCUUGAAUUGAACACUCUAAGAAUGAGUAUGAACGUCACCUACCAUGAAGUCAGAAACGCCUCUGUAAUUGCUAUCCUGAGAAGAAUUUUCCACUUCGUAGCAACCCAAACCUUGGGUCCAAAAGAGGCUGUUACAAAGGUUUUGCAGCAGUGGGGACCAAUGUUUAAGAGACAAGCUUUCGACAACGAAGAGUUUAGAGAUUUGAUGAAUAUUUUCUUGAACCGUGUCUUGGAUCAAAAGUUCGAGAAACCAGAUUUCAUCCUUUUCCAUCUGUACAACACAUUGUAUGAUAUGGACAUCAUCGAUGAAGAUAUUAUCUAUAAAUGGUGGGAUGUGGUAAGCGCUGAUGAUAAAUAUGCCACAGUGAUUGCAUUGUUAGGCAAAUGGAUAGAUUGGUUGAAAACAGCAGAUGAAGAAUCAUCAGAGGAAGAAGACAGCGAUGACAGCGAGUAA